UGUUCAGGGCAUUUCAUCGAAACAGAGUCACAUAAUUCCUGACCUUCUGUGUUUGGUUUCUUUCUCUUGACACGGUGCCUCUGAGGCUCAUCCCUGCCUCAGCCUGCAUCACGCUUCACUCCUUUCUAGGGCUGAAUUAAUGCCCCACAAUUUGUUUGUUCCCUUAUCUGCUGGUGAACCGUUGAGUUUUUCCCCACCUCUUGGCUACUGUGAACAGUGCUCAUGGGCAUCUGUGUGGGAGUGCUCGGGUGUCCGUGGGGCAUACACGUAUGAAUGGAACCGCCGGGUCUUUUUGGCGAUUCUGUAUUUAGCUUUUCGAGGAACCGCCGAACUUUCUCGCAGGGGGUGACUCAUUUUGCAUUCCCGCCAGCAACGUGCAAGGGGCUCGAUUUCUCCAUAUCUUUGCACCGAAGGCUGCUGAGGCUGAACGCAUGGCAGGAUGAGGAAGUGGCCUCUCUGGUGCUUUCCUCUCUCUCACACACAGCCUACGCAGGACGGCGUCUAGGAGGAAGGGGACUUCAGCAUGAUGCAAGCAGAGAUCCUGCCGCCCCGCAUAUCUGUCACCGUGUGUCAUGCCCCGGGCGAGCUUCCAAUUGCCUCACCCGCCACGUCCGGAUGAAGCAGCUCCAGACCCUGCUCCCCGCCGGGCGGAAGAUGACGGGCUGCGAGUUCGAAUUCACCCGAGAGCUGGCCCAGGACUACCUGCAGCAUGUCCUGCGGGCGCCGCAGCCCGGGUCCAGCCCCAGCGAGGCGUCCCGGGUGCUGCGGAGCGUGGCCUCCUCCGUCCAAAACGAAGUGGAAAGGAGACUGGAACCGUGCCUGGACAAUUUCAACGUCGCCUCCGUAGAGACGGCCAGAGCCAUCUUCAGUCGCGUGAUGGAGCAGGAGUUCGGGGACGGCGUCGUCAACUGGGGAAGGGUCGUGACCGUGUUUGCGUUCGGAGGCGUCCUCACCAAGAGACUCCUGCGGGAGCGGGCGGCCCUGGACCCGGACGCGUGCAAGCAGAUUUCUCACCUCAUCGCCGAGUUCGUAGUGAGCCACACGGGAGAGUGGAUUCGGCAGAACGGAGGCUGGGAGCACGGCUUCGUGAAGAAGUUUGAACCCAGGCCUGCCUGGCUGACUUUUCUGGAAGUCUUGGGGAAGGUCUGUGGCGUGCUGUCUCUCCUCCACUACUGACCUGAACGACGCUCCGGGUUGCGAGACCGGCCUAACGUCCGGGCCCCUAGGGGAACUGUUGCCGACCCGUGCGGCCGCUUUGACGAGCAACUUCCGUGACGAAACUCGACUUUCCAGAGUGACAAAAACUUCGUCCUCAUUUUAAUGAAUAAAUUGUGUUUUUCUCU
This is a messenger RNA of Microcebus murinus (gray mouse lemur), 1343 nucleotides long. It is a transcript of the gene BCL2A1, whose product is annotated as BCL2 related protein A1. Gene Ontology annotation, biological process: mitochondrial fusion; intrinsic apoptotic signaling pathway in response to DNA damage; negative regulation of apoptotic process. Gene Ontology annotation, molecular function: channel activity; BH domain binding. The record is from RefSeq and is a predicted model, not a curated record. Lineage: Eukaryota; Metazoa; Chordata; Mammalia; Primates; Cheirogaleidae. Gene Ontology annotation, cellular component: mitochondrial outer membrane.